AUGUCGACCUCCGAUAAGACUGCUGUUCGAUUCCAGAAACUGCCGAGUGAAGAGCGCGGAAAGGCGAACCACGGCUGGUUGAAGACGUUCCACACGUUCUCGUUCGCGGAUUAUUCUGACGCUCGGUUCAACAACUUUGGUUGUCUGCGAGUCAUCAACGAGGACCGCGUUGAGCCCCAGACUGGCUUCGGAACGCAUCCGCAUCGCGAGUUUGAGAUAUUCUCGUAUGUCGUUUCGGGGGAGUUGCAGCAUAAUGAUUCGCUGGGCAACAAGGAAAUCCUGAAGCGGGGAGACCUCCAAAUGACUUCCACCGGCACAGGCAUUCGUCACAGCGAACAUACACAUGGACCCAAACAGGUCCAUUUCUUGCAGAUAUGGGCCUUGCCGUCGCAGAGGGGCCUCAAACCUCAGUACUACACCAGACAUUUCACAGACGCAGAAAAAAGGAAUAAAUGGGCUCAUAUCGUCGCUCCCUUUGAUUCCUCCUCCUCCUACGUCUCUCUCGACCGCGAAGCCCCAGGCCCCGCACCCGUCCAUGCGCCUUUAUCUCUCUACGCCACCCUUCUCUCGCCAGCCACCUCUCUUUCGUACACGUUCACUGGCACCGCUUCUUCGACGUCAGACCAAGGGAAAGAGGAAGAGAAAGAGCAAGAGCGGAAGAUGUAUGUCCAUGUGGUGCAGACGUCGGGAUAUAAUACGGGUGCUGCGGGUGGGAAUACCGUGCGCAUCAUUUCGACUCAGGAGGCGGGUGGGGAUGGGGAUGGGGGUGAGGAGACGGGGAAGGGGAAGGGGGAGGUGGCGUUGAGAGAAGGAGACGGGGCGUUCGUGUGGGGGAGGGUGGGCUGUGAAGUGAGGGUGGAGAAUGUGGGAGAGGGCGUGGCGGAGGUGUUGUUGUUCGAGAUGGAUUGA
Molecule: messenger RNA, 909 nt
Organism: Stereum hirsutum FP-91666 SS1
Lineage: Eukaryota; Fungi; Basidiomycota; Agaricomycetes; Russulales; Stereaceae
Product: pirin domain-containing protein
Exons: 4
Coding region: 1-909 (302 amino acids)
Source: RefSeq, a predicted model, not a curated record